Messenger RNA from Thelazia callipaeda (thelaziosis nematode), 617 nucleotides. NCBI's taxonomy places the organism in Eukaryota, Metazoa, Nematoda, Chromadorea, Rhabditida, Thelaziidae. The record is from the annotation of a GenBank genome assembly.
AUGCAAUGGGAACAAAAUAAUGUGCUUAUUGGGUCUUCAGCCUUAGAAACAAUAUGUAUGACAGUCGCUGACUAUUACAAUGACCACAAACAUCUUCGUCCUCAUAUUCGUUGUGCAUUACUCAUGGAAAUACAGUAUAAAAUAGUUGGUGAAUAUAUCAUUGGUAUUGAUAACAGAAGGUUAUCACUGGCCAAUUAUGAUGAUCGUUAUAAAGCAUCGAAAUUACUUAAACGUAAUGGAGAAAGGGUGUCGCUACUUUUUUCAAAACUCUUAGAUGAUGUUGACGUCACCUUUACUGACUUGACAGUAGUUCUUGUGGCCCUGUCAGACGUGUUAAGUCUGCGAGAUAAAAGUUUACUAUCUUUGGAAACAACUACAUUAGUUCGCAAGUUUCCCGAUAUUCAUGUGGAACUUCUCAGUGCAUUAAUACAAGCGCGCGAAGAUAUGGGGCGUGUAGAAUCUAGAUCGAUGGCGGAAGAUACGAUUGGACACAUAAAACAUCAUGCAAAAGGUGAUGCUGUAUUUGCAAAGUUAUUUCAAAGUUGUAAGACUGGAUCUAAAAGAAUUUUUAGCUUAGAAGAUACUAUGGAGCAUAUGUUUGUCAAACUAAUCUAGUU